AUGUGGUUGUCUUCUCAUUCUACUUGUCCUAUCUGUCGAUCCUCUGUUCUCGCCGCCUCUGAUCAAGACAACCUCAAGCCGGCCGUUAAUGGCGUGGUAGAAGAAGCAGAGGUUAGAUUGCAAUUGUUUCCAGACGGGGAAGAUGAGAACGUCGCCGCCGGUGAUCGGAGAUUUUCACUGUCUCUUGCUGUGAUGGAAGAUAAUUUCAAAACAGGGGUUGACGACGGCGACGGUGACGGUAACCAUGACGUCGCAGAAGAAGGAGAGGUUAGAAUUGAAGUGUUUGAUGAGGAGGAGAUCAACGGCGGAGGAUCAAGAGGUGAUAGGAGAUCAACGUCGUCAACGGCGUCAUCGGCAUCGAGUUCGUUGAAGAGGAUGCUGAGUAGUAAAAGUAGAUCGGAGUGUAGCAAGGUGUUCCCGUCGUCGACGCAAGAUUCGUCUUCGUAA
Thlaspi arvense is the source of this 447-nucleotide messenger RNA. NCBI's taxonomy places the organism in Eukaryota, Viridiplantae, Streptophyta, Magnoliopsida, Brassicales, Brassicaceae. The record is from the annotation of a GenBank genome assembly.